Nannospalax galili (Upper Galilee mountains blind mole rat) is the source of this 593-nucleotide messenger RNA. RefSeq names its product FAU ubiquitin like and ribosomal protein S30 fusion (gene Fau). The transcript has 5 exons. Gene Ontology annotation, cellular component: cytosolic small ribosomal subunit; ribosome. Gene Ontology annotation, molecular function: protein binding; structural constituent of ribosome. The coding region runs from base 139 to 540 and encodes 133 amino acids. Gene Ontology annotation, biological process: translation. The record is from RefSeq and is a predicted model, not a curated record. NCBI's taxonomy places the organism in Eukaryota, Metazoa, Chordata, Mammalia, Rodentia, Spalacidae.
AUACCAGAGACCCGCGCAGUCGCGCUGCAGUGACGUCACGCGUAGCAGGCAGUGAGGACGUGCGCGUCCCCGCUUCUUCCUCUUUCUCGACUCCAUCUUCGCAGUAGCUGCAGCGGCGUCCGCGGGUCAGUCGCCAACAUGCAGCUCUUUGUCCGCGCUCAGGAGCUACACACCCUCGAGGUGACCGGCCAGGAGACGGUCGCCCAGAUCAAGGCUCAUGUGGCCUCGCUGGAGGGCAUCGCCCCGGGAGAUCAAGUCGUGCUCUUGGCCGGCUCGCCGCUGGAGGAUGAGGCCACCCUGAGCCAGUGUGGGGUGGAGCCCCUGAGCACUCUGGAGGUCGCUGGCCGCAUGCUCGGAGGUAAAGUCCAUGGUUCCCUGGCCCGCGCUGGAAAAGUGAGAGGUCAAACUCCCAAGGUGGCCAAACAGGAGAAGAAGAAGAAGAAGACAGGCCGGGCCAAGAGGCGCAUGCAGUAUAACCGGCGCUUUGUCAACGUAGUGCCCACCUUUGGCAAGAAGAAGGGCCCCAAUGCUAACUCCUAAGGCCUAUGUGAUGCUGGCUCUCUAAUAAAACCACUUUGCCCCAGGCAAGCUCA